Pleuronectes platessa (European plaice) is the source of this 6508-nucleotide messenger RNA. Its product is annotated as sodium channel protein type 4 subunit alpha-like. Gene Ontology annotation, cellular component: voltage-gated sodium channel complex; axon; plasma membrane. NCBI's taxonomy places the organism in Eukaryota, Metazoa, Chordata, Actinopteri, Pleuronectiformes, Pleuronectidae. The record is from RefSeq and is a predicted model, not a curated record. Gene Ontology annotation, biological process: membrane depolarization during action potential; neuronal action potential; sodium ion transmembrane transport. Gene Ontology annotation, molecular function: voltage-gated sodium channel activity; protein binding.
AUGGCUGGCUGUGUGUUUCCAAUGGGACCAGAGAGCUUUCAGCGCUUCACGCCGGACUCCCUGGCGGCCAUCGAGCAGCGCAUGGCCCAGGAGAAGGCCCGACGCAACAAACACUACCAGGAGGACUUGGGCGACGUGCAGCUCCUCCGGCCCCGGCCCGACCUGGAGGCAGGAAAACAGCUGCCGCGCAUCUUCGCUGACAUCCCGUCUCAUCUGGUGGGCGUUCCCCUGGAAGACAUCGACCCAUACUACUUCAAAGACAAGAGGACUUUCAUAGUCCUGAACAAAGGGAAGGCCAUCUUCCGUUUCACUGCCACAUCCGCCCUCUACAUCUUCAACCCUUUUCACCCCAUCCGCAGAAUCGCCAUCCAGAUCCUGGUCCACUCGUUGUUCAGUUUGUUCAUCAUGUGCACCAUCCUGACCAACUGCUGCUUCAUGGCCAUGUCCGAGCCGGCCUACUGGGCCAAGUACCUGGAGUACACCUUCACAGGUAUCUACACGUUCGAGUCCCUCAUAAAGAUCCUGGCGAGAGGUUUCUGUGUGGGGCCCUUCACCUUCCUGAGGGACCCCUGGAACUGGCUCGACUUCAGCGUCAUAGUCAUGGCAUAUGUGACUGAGUUUGUGGACCUGGGUAAUGUGUCAGCCUUAAGGACGUUCAGGGUGCUGCGAGCGCUCAAAACCAUCUCAGUCAUCCCAGGCCUGAAGACCAUCGUGGGCGCUCUGAUCCAGUCCGUGAAGAAGCUGGCCGACGUGAUGAUCCUCACCGUCUUCUGCCUGAGUGUCUUCGCCCUCAUCGGCCUCCAGCUCUUCAUGGGGAACCUGCGGCAGAAGUGCGUCCGCAGCACGGCGCACUGCGUCAACGCCAGCCUGCCGGCCAACACGUCCUUCUACUGCAACAACAAGACCUGGGAGUCCAUGAAGGUCUUCAUCAACGACGAGGACAACUUCUACAAAGUGGAAGGAGCCAAGGAUGCCUUAAUCUGUGGGAACAGCAGUGACGCAGGGAAGUGCCCGGAUGGGUUUGAAUGCCUGAAGGCAGGAAGGAACCCGAACUACGGCUACACCAGCUUCGACAGCUUCGGUUGGGCUUUCCUGUCUCUGUUCCGCCUGAUGACUCAGGACUACUGGGAGAACCUCUACCACCAGACGCUGCGUUCGGCCGGUAAGACCUACAUGGUGUUUUUCGUGGUGGUGAUCUUCCUGGGCUCCUUCUACCUGGUCAACCUCAUCCUGGCCGUUGUUGCGAUGGCGUACGAGGAGCAGAACCAGGCGACCAUCGCGGAGGCGAGUCAGAAGGAGCGAGAGUUCCAGCAGGCGAUGGAGCGGCUGAAGAAAGAGCAACAGGUUUCCGCCCAAAAGGUUCAAGACUCGGACUCGCUGAUGUCACCUGACCUGUCGCCCUUUGGGCCGCCACUGGACGGCCUGGAGGAGCGGAGGCGGAGCCAAGCGUUGGUGGGAGUGGCCGACGUGGAGUCCAACCUAUCAGAGGAGAAGCUGCUGCAGGUGGACAUGACGGACGGGGGCAAGCCGCUCCACCCCCUCCUCGCUCGCUCCUUCUCCUCGAGGACCCGGCGGAGCAGUCAGGUCUCCUCCAUCUUCAACUUCCGUCUGAGGAGCCGGGGGUCGGACGGAGAGAUGGCUGACGACGAGUACAGUGUCCCGGGGGACGUGGUGGAGGGGGCGGGCAGCCGGACCUACAGCGGGGGCACCUUCAGCGGCAUCCUGCCCCACCCCUGGCCCAAACGGAGACCGAGCACCUACAGCACCAACAGCAGGAGCUCCCAGGUGUUUUAUCCAACUCUAAACAUUAACGGGAAGCUGUUUGUUGCAAUGGACCAAAACGGGGUUUCCCCACCGCCCCUGCAAGGGCAGCUGCCGGCCUGCACCAUGGAGAAGGUCAAGGAGGAGAGUGUCCCCACGUCCAGCACUGAGCUCAGCACCAUGCUGCUGCCUCGGCCUUCGUCCACACAGGGCUCCGAGCGGAGGGGGAGGGCGCUCAGCGCGGCCAGCUACCUCACAGACGCCAUGGAAGAGCUGGAGGAGGCCCACAAGAGGUGCCACCCCUGCUGGUACACCUUCGCCCACCGCUACCUGGUGUGGGAGUGCAGCCCCUCCUGGCUGCGGCUGAAGGAGCUGGUGAACAUCAUGGUGAUGGACCCCUUCCUGGACCUGGCCAUCACCGUCUGCAUCGUCCUCAACACGCUCUUCAUGGCCAUGGAGCACUACCCCAUGACCGACGAGUUCAACGGCAUGCUGAGCAUCGGGAACCUGGUGUUCUCCGGGAUCUUCACGGCGGAGAUGGUUCUGAAGAUCAUCGCUCUGGACCCGUACUACUACUUCCAGACGGGCUGGAACAUCUUCGACAGCAUCAUCGUGUGCCUCAGCCUGAUGGAGCUCGGCCUGUCGGACGUGGAGGGGCUCAGUGUGCUGCGCUCCUUCCGACUGCUGCGAGUCUUCAAGCUGGCUCGAUCUUGGCCGACCCUCAACACCCUGAUCAAGAUCAUCGGGAACUCCAUGGGCGCUCUGGGAAACCUGACGCUCGUCCUCGCCAUCAUCGUCUUCAUCUUCGCCGUGGUCGGCAUGCAGCUGUUUGGAAAAAACUACCAGGACUGUGUCUGUAAGAUCUCCAAGGACUGCGCUCUGCCUCGCUGGCACAUGAAGGACUUCUUCCACUCCUUCCUCAUCGUCUUCAGGGUGCUGUGUGGAGAGUGGAUCGAGACCAUGUGGGACUGCAUGGAGGUGGCGGGGCAGCCGCUCUGCCUUCUGGUCUUCAUGCUGGUCAUGGUCAUUGGAAACCUGGUGCUGCUGAACCUCUUCCUCGCUCUGCUCCUCAGCAGCUUCAGCUCUGACAACCUGUCGGCUCCAGACGAUGACGGUGAGAUGAACAACCUGCACAUCGCCAUCCACCGGAUCACCAGAGGCCUGGGCUGGUGCCGCAGACAGGUGGUGGAUUUCUUCAACGGGAACCUGAAGCGUCGUCGUCAGAAGCGUAAAGAAGCCAAAGCCAUGAUGAAGCUGAAGCGGCUGAGCACCAUCCACUGCGAGGCCAACGGAGGCGUCAUAGGCCGUCACGUGGAGAAGUACGUGGUGCCCGAGGACGACAGCUACAUGACGAACCCCAACCUCACCAUCAGUGUCCCCAUCGCCCCCGGAGAGUCAGACGUGGAGUUCCCUGAGGAGGAGGAGGAGGAGGAGGAAGAUGAGGAGGAAGAGGAGGAGGAGGAGGAGGAGGAGGAGGAGGAGCGGAGCGAGGGCUCAGAGGAAGACGGGGAGAGGGAGGAGCAGAAAGACGACCUCAGCCUAUCAGAGGGCAGCACGGUGGACCUCCGGAAGCCCGGAGAUGAGGAGGAUGAGUUCUCCGAGAUGCCGGAAGAGGCCAUGGACCCCGACAACUGCUUCCCUGACCUGUGUGUGUCCAGGUUUCGGUGCUGUGACAUCGACACGUCCACCGGCCUCGGUCAGAUCUGGUGGAGGACGAGGAAGACGUGUUACCAGAUCGUAGAGCACAGCUGGUUCGAGUCCUUCAUCAUCUUCAUGAUCCUCCUCAGCUCCGGAGCGCUGGCGUUCGAGGACAUCUACAUCGAACAGAGGAAGGUGGUGAAGGUGGUGCUGGAGUACUCAGACAAGAUCUUCACCUACAUCUUCAUCCUGGAGAUGUUGCUCAAGUGGCUCGCCUACGGAUUCAAGAAGUACUUCACCAACUACUGGUGCUGGCUGGACUUCCUCAUCGUGGAUGUCUCAUUGGUCAGUCUGGUGGCCAACACGUUGGGCUACUCAGACUUUGCAGCCAUCAAGUCCCUGAGGACCCUCCGCGCCCUGCGGCCCCUCAGAGCCCUCUCCAGAUUUGAAGGCAUGAGGGUGGUGGUGAACGCUCUGAUCGGGGCGAUUCCCUCCAUCAUGAACGUGCUGCUGGUCUGCCUCAUCUUCUGGCUCAUCUUCAGCAUCAUGGGCGUGAACCUGUUCGCCGGGAAGUUCGGCCGCUGCGUGAACCGCACGGGUCACAUCUACGACUCGGCCUUCAUCAACAACAAGUCGGAGUGCGAGGCGCUCAACGACAGCUCGCUCUACUACUGGACCAAGGUCAAGGUCAACUUCGACAACGUGGGCGCCGGGUACCUGGCUCUGCUGCAAGUGGCGACGUUCAAAGGUUGGAUGGAGAUCAUGUACGCAGCCGUGGAUUCCAGAGCCGUCGAGGAGCAGCCGAUCAAAGAAAUCAAUCUGUACAUGUACCUGUACUUCGUCAUCUUCAUCAUCUUCGGCUCCUUCUUCACCCUGAACCUCUUCAUCGGAGUCAUCAUCGACAACUUCAACCAACAGAAACGAAAGAUGAGAGGACAGGACAUCUUCAUGACAGAGGAGCAGAAGAAAUAUUACAACGCCAUGAAGAAACUUGGCUCCAAGAAACCUCAGAAGCCGAUCCCCCGACCCACGAACCUUCUGCAGGGCUUCUUCUUCGACCUGGCCGGGAAGCAGGCCUUCGACAUCAUCAUCAUGGUUCUGAUCCUCUUCAACAUGAUCACCAUGAUGGUGGAGACGGACGAGCAGUCCCCACAGAUGGAGUACAUCCUGAACAACGUCAACCUGGCCUUCAUCAUCGUCUUCACCGCCGAGUGCCUCACCAAGAUCGUGGCGCUGCGCUGCUACUUCUUCACCGUCGGCUGGAACAUCUUCGACUUCGUGGUCGUGAUCCUCUCCAUCGUCGGGAUCGUGCUCGCUGACAUCAUCGAGAAGUACUUUGUGUCCCCGACCCUCUUCCGAGUGAUCCGAUUGGCUCGUAUCGGACGUAUCCUGCGUCUCAUCAGAGGAGCCAAAGGCAUCCGGACGUUACUGUUCGCCCUCAUGAUGUCACUUCCUGCUCUGUUCAACAUCGGGCUCCUCUUGUUCCUGGUCAUGUUCAUCUACGCCAUCUUCGGCAUGGCCAACUUCGCCUACGUGAAGCGUCAGUCGGGAAUCGACGACAUGUUUAACUUCGAGACGUUUGGGAACAGUAUGAUCUGCUUGUUCCAGAUCACCACCUCCGCCGGGUGGGACAGUCUGCUCAGCCCCAUCCUCAACAACUCCCCCGAGGAGUGCAACCCCCACCUCCCCCACACCGGCACCACGGUCAAGGGGAACUGCGGGAACCCGUCCGUGGGCAUCACCUUCUUCGUCACGUACAUCAUCAUCUCCUUCCUCAUCGUGGUGAACAUGUACAUCGCCAUCAUCCUGGAGAACUUCAGCGUGGCCACGGAGGAGAGCACGGAGCCGCUGAGCGAGGACGACUUCGAGAUGUUCUACGAGGUUUGGGAGAAGUUUGACUCGGAGGCGACGCAGUUUAUCGAGUACGCAAAACUGUCCGACUUCGCCGACUCGCUGUCGGAGCCGCUGCGCAUCACCAAGCCCAACAAGAUCAAGCUCAUCUCCAUGGACCUGCCCAUGGUCAGCGGGGACAAGAUCCACUGCCUGGACAUCCUGUUCGCCUUCACCAAGCGAGUCCUGGGGGAGUCGGGCGAGAUGGACGCCCUCAAGCAGCAGAUGGAGGAGAAGUUCAUGAUGGCCAACCCUUCCAAGAUCUCCUAUGAGCCAAUCACAACGACUCUGAGGCGGAAGCAGGAGGACGUCUCGGCCACGGUGAUCCAGAGGUGCUACCGCAGACACCUGGUGAGGCGGCAGAUGAAGGCCGCCUCCUACUUGUAUCGUCAGAUCACAACUCCUCGACACGCAGGAGGCGUCUGUGAAGAAGGAGGCGAGGGGAUGUUCGGUGAAGACGCUCCUGAGAAGGAAGGGCUGAUCGCCGCCAUGAUGAGGGAGAACUACGGCUCCAGUCUGCUGGGGAUCGAACACUCCGAGACCGUUUCCUCCACCUCCUCUCCGCCGUCGUACGACAGCGUGACGCGAGCCACCUCCGAGGUAUUCCACCCGCUUGUUGUCAACACAGGAGUCGUUGUUGUUGUUGUUGACGCUGCAGGAAGUGAACCCAGCGAACAGUCGUCCUCGGUGCUCGACCCGGACCAGCGACAGGAAGCGGUUCCGUAGCUGGAACCGAAUAAGCAUUUAACAGACCAGGGUUCUCUUGUGUUCUGUUGUCUGCUGAAUGUACCACAGCUGGGGAACGCUGGAGAGGAACCGCAUGGGAGCGAGGAGCAGCAGGAGGUGCAGGAGGCGCAGGAGGCGCGAGGGAAAGGAAACAACGUGGAAUAUUUACUAUCUUAAUGUUACUUCCUGUUCCCUGAGAAGUUUCCUGGACUCGACAGCGAGUUCCUUGACUGGGAAACAGACAAACUGCAGAGAAGGAAACCAGUGAAAGACAGAAGAGGAGAGAAGAACCUCCUCUGGAUCCCUCUGACCUUCUGGGUCUCUGGUGUUUUCAGGACAUUGACUGACCUUUGACCUCAGCUACAGGGGUCAGAGCAACUAUAUCACAGAUGUAUCCAUCAUUUAUUGGCCUGGGGGGGUGUGCCUUCCCACAGAUGAUCAAAGUGCUCGGAGUUAGCCGGGCUGUGAGAGCGACGCCGUUUCCCUCAUGCUA